Ectocarpus siliculosus is the source of this 3721-nucleotide messenger RNA. NCBI's taxonomy places the organism in Eukaryota, Phaeophyceae, Ectocarpales, Ectocarpaceae. The record is from the annotation of a GenBank genome assembly.
AUGGAGUGGAAAAAACAUGGAACGGACUCGCACUACAUGAAAGGACACCACGAGUACGGGCAAAUCACGACCGAGACAGGUAGUCCGUUCGCGUUCGACGGCUUCCGCGUCAGGCAUUUGUUCAAGGCCGAUCCCAAGCUGUGGAAGAUAUCCCUUUCGGGUUUCCGUCGACCCUUCCGCGGCGUCGGUGAUCAACCCACCCACACUAUUCGCAACGAUCCCAACCCUCAGCGUUACAUGUUCGUGGACUCCCGGCCGGAACACAACUGGACCAUGUUGCAGAAGAAUUUCGAUUCCGGCGGCAUUGCCGGUGAAUUCUUCAUUGAGCACGCCGACGUCGACAAUAUUCGGAAGCUUGAGGCCAGCGCCCAACGACUCAUUGCCGCAGACUUCCUAAAUGGAGGAAAGAUGGAAGGGAAGGCAGACUACUGCAUCCCCGUUUACAUCAUCUGCGCACUCAACGGAGGCGAGUCCUACCUCGGCCUCGACGAUCACGACAACGUCAUUCGCACGGAUGCCCCCCACGUGUGGUACUUGGGCCGCGGCCGGAACGCAAUUGCGAAGAGGAACAUUUCGGACGCCGCCAUGAAGGUAUUCGAUCGCUCGGUGGCCUCGGCUGCGGCCGCCGCGACUGGGGUAUCCGCGGCUGCUGACCAUGGUGGCAGCUAGGGUGCUGCUCUUCCCCAUGUUCAGCGGAAAGUCCCCAACAUUCCAAAUAUCGGAGGUUUCUUGAUUCGACGCUCUGACUGAGCUUGCUGGGAUAUUUGUCAGGAGAAGUGCUUGCGGCUGGUUUCGCGGCGUGGCGAUUACAGUCGUAGUAGAAGUAAAGAAACCGGCGGCACCCUUGACCAGGCAUGUUUCGGACGGUGCAAGUACGGUGCGCGACUCGGGGUUGAGGCAAUAAUGUAGGGGGGUGCACGAGGGGCAUAUCCGAAUCCACUACCACUCCCUGUAAGGAGUUCGUGCGGUUGACUUGAGAUCCGAGGGCCAACACGCUGAAUCCCUCACCAAGCCGCUCAAUAGUCGUUUCGACUACAACAGAAAUACCGCAGCUUUUUUCAUGAAAAAAUCCUUGAUAUUGUUUUCGGUUUCGGGCGCAAACUAUUGUUUGACGCCUGCUGGGGUGCAACAUCAUGCUGGAAGAAGGGGGCGGUAAUGAUGUGAUACAAACACAGCCUUAGCAGCGUGUGUAGUAGGUAGAGGAUCUGAAAGUCCUGUCAUAUGGUUUUGGAUUGUUCUGGGCUGUUGGGUAAUCAAUACCACGCGUUUUUUUCUGCACUAUAAAAUCAUGAAUUCGAUAUGGAGUACGUAUUCGACGCGUGUUUGGCUUACACCAGAGUUUGUUCAACUUCGAGAGUAUGAUAUAAGCAGUAUAUUGGUGCGCGCAGUGUCGGGUCUGGGGGGCAGUUCGCUAUGGAUUUUGUUGUGGCGUUUGCAGUUGCGACGGAUCUGGGGGGCUGUUCGCCAUGCAUGUGUGGUUUUGCGAUAUUCUGUUCGCACAGCGGCGAGAGACUGAAUGCACGCGAUUUCAUGUAGGAGUCAGCUACAUAUACUGUAGCGGGGCCCGGCGUACGUAGCACGCUUGUUUCGUGUUUCUGUGAUGUUCCUCUUCGUCGGAGAUUUCUGAGAUUCUACUUCGUCGCAGUUCAUCUUGAGGCGGAAAUGGCUCGUGUUUGACGUACGCUAGUCUAUGUACGUAUGACUGCGUAGCAUAUAUAUUUGAUUCACACUGAAUCUUGAGAUCCAGGAAUCGCCUCCGAUGCGUUGAUAUGUACGGCAUUCCUGUUCGUGUUUGUUUUUGGUUAGUUUUUUUCUGGGUUUUGACUUGUUUUUAUUUUUGACCCGAACUUUGUGUUGCAUGCGAAAUUCAAUGAUAACUGCCGUAAUCUGCUGUUUGUUCUGCUGUCCAGAAGCAUGGGGGGGGGAUUUGUGUACCAUGUUUCUAGUCGCAGCACCUGCAGAGCAGAGUGCUUUUGGAGUUUUGUUCAAGUUGGAUUUGUUUCGUUAUGGUUUUCUUUGCGUUUUUUUCGUUCUGCUGUGUUUUGCGUCGAGAAUCAGGGAGAGGGGGUGAAUGUGUUGUCAUGAUUCCAGACGCACCACCAGCGAAUGCAUUGAUGCUUUGCUUGUGUAAGCAAGGCAUGUUUCAGCUGGGGGGCUGUUUCGUGCACUUUGAUGUUUUGAGAUUCUCUGUCGAUUGCAAAGGAGAGGGAGAAAGCGCAGGCAGAUCUGUACGUAUGUUGCGGGGAAAUGUUCCAGCUGGGGGGCUGUUACGUAUUGAUAUUGGUAUUGAUAUUGCUGUCUUGUGCCACAGUCAGUGAGAGAAGGGUGGCACAUAACUUGUUGUUUCGGGAGGUCUUGCAGCAGGCGAGCUGUUUGCAUGUUGCAAUAUUUUCUAUCGUUUAUUGGACAACAGCUGAGGCACCGAUUCGCAUGUGCGCGCUGUUUAGGAUUUGGUCCUUGGACGUUGCAUUGGAGGAAGGAUUUGACAUGUUUUGACGAGUAAUGGUUGGGGUCUUCGUACGUUCCAAAUGCUCGUUUUGAUUGGUCAAGACGUUGAAACUUCGUUUUGUUCGAGGAUGUUGUGUCAACUCUUUUGAAGCGGUUUUUCCAGAUCUGUCCGUCACCGUGCCGACGCUUUUCUGAUGUAGCGCAGAUACUUGUUGGGUACUCUUCUGAGGAUGAUUCUGUUGUGCUGACGGUUUGAGAUUAUAUCCAGGGGCGAGCACAUUGGGUUCGUGGAUAAACUGGUGGAGACGCAUUGUGUUCAAUGCUUACCCAGUUUUGUAGAGGAUGUUUCUCAAGUGGUUAUUUUGUGUUUUUGUAUUGGUUAGAAGGUAGUCACAAAGGACUCGCAGAUCGCAAUUGUUAUCAAGCAGGGGGGCUGUCUGGGGUACUUGGACAAAAUAUCCGAUCUGGAGAGUAUAUGUGUGCGGGGGGUAUGCUAUUGGGGGUCCAAGUGCGGGGCCCCUCGAGAGACUUGUAUUUGGGGAGAUAUUGCAGCAGGGGGGCUGUUUGCAUGUUACUAUAUUGUCUAUCGUUUCUUGGACAACAGCUGAGGCACCGAUUCGCAUGUGCGCUGGUUAGGAUUUGGUCCUUGGACGUUGCAUUGGAGGAAGGGUUUGACAUGUUUUGACGAGUAAUGGUUGGGGUCUUCGUACGUUCCAAAUGCUCGUUUUGAUUGGUCAAGAAGUUGAAACUUCGUUUUGUUCGAGGAUGUUGUGUCAACUCUUUUGAAGCGGUUUUUCCAGAUCUGUCCGUCACCGUGCCGACGCUUUUCUGAUGUAGCGCAGAUACUUGUUGGGUACUCCUCUGAGGAUGAUUCUGUUGUGUUGACGGUUUGAGAUUAUAUCCAGGGGCGAGCACAUUGGGUUCGUGGAUUAACUGGUGGAGACGCAUUGUGUUCAAUGCUUAGCCAGUUUUGUAGAGGAUGUUUCUCAAGUGGUUAUUUUGUGUUUUUGUAUUGGUUAGAAGAUAUUCACAAAGGACUCGCAGAUCGCAUAUGUUAUCAAGCAGGGGGACUGUUUGGAGUACUUGGAUACAAUAUCCGAUCUGGAGAGUAUAUGUGUGCGGGGGGUAUGCUAUUGGGGGUCCAAGUGCGGGGCCCCUCGAGAGAGAGCCCGCGCAUGUGUUCUGUCUAUGUUCUGUAUGUCUGCAAAGACUACUGUGUACAUUGUGCUGGAAGGAGCACGGGUGUCUAAUAAUCAAGGUUAUGUUCAUCUGC